Molecule: messenger RNA, 3566 nt
Organism: Hippocampus zosterae (dwarf seahorse)
Lineage: Eukaryota; Metazoa; Chordata; Actinopteri; Syngnathiformes; Syngnathidae
Product: dynein axonemal heavy chain 17-like
Exons: 21
Coding region: 1-3318 (1105 amino acids)
Source: RefSeq, a predicted model, not a curated record
AUGGAGGCCAGCGACAAGCGCGUGGAGUUGUUGAAGCCUCUCGUGGUGCAAAGCCUGCACUUAGAUGAGGAGAAGUGGCGUGAGCUAGUGAGCGUCAAGAAGCACCUGGUCUACUUGAACAACUUCUUCAACACAAAGGAAAUGGUCAACCUGUAUAUGUGGCUCAACGCUGACGGCGGCGCUUGCAUGAGUCUAGACUUCCCCGUGGCGGGCCACAAGGUCAUCUGUUUGGGCAAAACGCACAAAGACAUGGUGACCGUCGACAACAUGGCUGCCACGAUGCUGAUAGAGGAGAUCCAUGCCGACAAUGUUCUUACCUUCCUCUCCACGCUCACUCAAGAGGUGAUCUGCCCAUUGCUUAGCAACCCAGCCAACGCAGAUGGCUGGGCUCCGGGUGCGGCCGAGGAGAUUCUCAACUUGAUGGAUAAGCUCAAGAACCAAUCUCUCUCCAUGAAGGCUCACAAGGAAGGCUGGACGUUUCUGCCUCUUCCCAAACAUCUCCAUGACGACCAGGACAGGAAGCCGUGCGACUUGAAGCUGCUGCAUGGCUGUGAGUCAGUCAUCGUCGAGUGGGCGGGAAUAGUGUCUGAGUUCCUGCAGCAGAACCCGGCCCAGCCACUCUUGGAAGGACUUAAACCGUCCCCCUCAGAGGAGUUUAACUUCUGGAGCAACAGACUCAGGAACCUGCAACUCAUCCUGGAACAGAUGUCGAGCGACAGCGCCCAGAAGGUGGCGUCGUUUCUUCAGUUAUCCCAGGGGGCCUAUUGCGACACGUUGAAAAACAUUCACGACGAGGCCCAAAAAGGACUGACUGAGGCCGAGGACGCAAACAACAACCUUUUGCCUCUACAGCAUGAAGUGGAGCAACUGGAGCAGUUGGAUUAUCCACAGCUGAGAGACAACAUGGCCGCCGUGAUGGAGAAAGUGCAUCAGGUGUGGAUCAGGUCGCGCUUUCACUGCAAUCCCUGCUGGAUCGUCGUCCUCUUGCAGGAGAUAUGCAACCUCUUCAUCGAGCGGAGCAGGACGUUCCUGCAGGGACAAGAAGUGAUGCGCGGCCUGGUUUUGGAUCCCGCGCAGGUUCUUGAUGAUGUCCGUGUGGUGACCUUGACCUUGCAGACUCUCAAGGACAAAUACAUACAUCACAGGAUGCUCCUGGAGAAGGAGGACGGAGGGUUACACAAGUGGGAGUUUCCGUCUCAUCUGGUCUUCUCUCGCUUGGACGACUUCCUGAUUCGCUUGCAAAGCAUCCAGGAAGUGUACCGCGUGCGUCUUCAGUUCCAGCUGGAGCAGGUGGUGGUCGCCGGUGGGCGCGGCAGACAGUGGACGAGUGCUGUGAAGGGCGUGUGCAACGACUUCCUCCACCAGCUGCAAAUACUUGCCGACUGCAAGAGCGACGCCAGCGACCCCGCUGACGGGAGCUUCGGGCAGCAGGCCACUUCCUUCGAGGAGCACGUUUCCCACCUGGAGGCUCGCUUGGUGACCAUCUUGCGAGGGACGCUUGACGAAUGCUGUUUGCCGUCCGCCGCCGUCAAGGUGGUCACCAUGUUCGGGCCGGUGCUGCAACGUCCUGCCAUCCGGGAUCAGCUGCGUCCUCAGCUGUCCAGUCUGGUGACAAUGGUCCUGCGAGAACUGGACCGGGUGCAGGAAAUGGUCAAGAGUAAAGCCAAAAAUCACGUCUCAUCGAAGUUCACCACGUCCCCCGUCGUCACCCUCAGGUGGACCAAGCAACUCAUGCUUAGGGCUUACAAUGUCCUCCAUAACUUCCAGAGUGUCCAAAAUCUGUGUGUGGAGGCAUCCGAGGCGGUGCGUCAGAAGUUCCAGAAGAUCGCCGACCUGCUGUUGGAAAUCAGAAAUUCCGUGCGUCAGGAGUUUAGCCGCCAGCUGGACCGAGAUGCCGCCGCCGUCCUCCAGCUUCCGCUUAUCCAGGAGCAGCAAAGCAAGCUGGAAAUUCCCUGCGGACAGAAGCUGGAGGCGCUGCUGAGCGACAUCAAACAAGCAAGUUGGGAGAAGGAUCUGGAGCUCCGCCCCCAGACAGCCGAAAUUUUGCGGUGUGGACGUGACAUCACCAAAAGUUACCUGAGCCUCACCAACAUCGUGUCCUCCUACAACGAGGUGGUGGGACGGGCUUUGAUGGUGGAGCUUCCUCUGAUCAAGGAUGCGUUGGAGGAGCAGAGAAUGAGUCUAUUGGAGCUGCAAAAGAUCACGUGGACCAGUGAAGGUGUCCACGAAUUGAUGGAGACAAAGAGGCAGAGCUUGGUGGUCUUCUACACCUCCGUGAAUGAAGCGCGGGCCAACAUGGCGGCCAUGCGUGCCAUCACGCAGGAUUGGGAAGCUCUUCCCCUGGUGAAUCGCUCGGGUGAUUUUCUGGAGAGGGGCGGAGCUACGGAAGAGAGUUACACGCGUGUACGGGAAGAUGGCGAACAGGUCAUACGCCUGGUCACGGAGAACUCGGUCCUGUAUGGCGUGAAGGACGAGUCAUCGCCCGAGUGGUCGGCCUACCUUGAUCACAUAGACCAGCUGGUGCAGGACGGCGUCCUUCAAAUGCUGCUGCACUCACUCAAAUUCCUGUCAGAGAACAUGUCGCCUACGGAGUAUAUGGGUGGAGGUGCAUUAUUGCAGGUGUCGCUGCAGCUGCAGCCAAUGGGAUGCAUCUUCGAGCCGUCCCUGACUACCGACCUGAUCAAGGUCUUCAAAUCAUUCGUCGCCGACAUCUACGCGGCUGCCAGUCUGCCGCCCAGGAUCUCAACCACCCAAAUUGGCAACUACCAGGAGGCGCUGCGGGACAACGAGGAGCUGGUUGCGCUGGAAAAGGUAGUGAUGCAGCACCUGGUUGACGUCAACGAAGAGGCGGAGCGCCUGAGGGCCGACCUGGACCGCUUCUCGCCACUGUGGCACAGUCACAAACGCCUCAUCAUGCAAGAAUUCCUCACGUAUGGCAGAAGGCUCGAGGAGGGCGAAGAAGAUGUGGAGGAGUCUCCGCCCAUGCUGGCCGACUUUCAACGAGAGAUCAACGCCCUUCAAAAGCAGCUGUUGGAGGUAAGCGAGCUGGAGGACUACUACCUGGUCCACGGCUGGCUGCAGGUUGACCUACAGCCUUUCAAAGACGGCCUGCGCCUCUUCAUCCACAACUGGAUCAGUUUGUACACGCAGCAUCUCCUCAAGCUAGUCCGGCACAACAUGUCUCGGCGCAGCCUUGACGACGAAGAGGAAGAAGUCGAUAAGUCUUCUGGCCGCAACUUCCCCAUGACGGAAACCAUCAUGCUCCUGGAGACGGUCAAUGUGGAAGUACCCGAAAUCACCACACUGCUGCAGAGCUGAUGGCGAUGCCGUGAGAUGAAUUAAAGAGCAGAUCACAUGAUCGCCACUGCUGUUUUUAAAGUCACAUGACUGUAGUGGCAUUGCGCUUCCAAGGACUGCCAGCCACAUAUUACCUACAGUGCACUUCACUGUCAUCGACGGCGACGUCAUCAGCUCUGGACGCGGCAAAGGCAGAUCGAAAAAAAAAAAAAAAAGAAAAGAAAACUUGACGGCAUAGAGUUUAAAUAAAUGAUUUAAUAGAAUUUCUU